Molecule: messenger RNA, 1698 nt
Organism: Microplitis mediator
Lineage: Eukaryota; Metazoa; Arthropoda; Insecta; Hymenoptera; Braconidae
Product: reticulon-4-interacting protein 1, mitochondrial
Exons: 7
Coding region: 501-1673 (390 amino acids)
Cellular component (GO): mitochondrion
Molecular function (GO): zinc ion binding; oxidoreductase activity
Source: RefSeq, a predicted model, not a curated record
UUGAUGGAUAUAAAAACUUAACCUAAAUACAAUCCAAUAUCGAAAAGUACCCGUUCAGCAUUAAUAAUUUAUACAUAAUAUAUAUAUAUAAUUAAAAUAAUAAAUGAAAAAAGUAUGAAUUAACAGAUAACGUAAAAGAAUAUAAAAAGUCUGAACUGUAAAAAAAGUAGACAAUAGGAAACAAACCAUUUAAAAACCCCCGACUUUCAUGAAUAUUUACAAAGUAAAAAAAAAUUUCGUUCAACAAUGAAAAUGAUCACGGCAAACAUAUUCAAGUCGGGGGACAUGAUUAAUAUAUUUAUUACACAAUUCUAAUAACGUCAAGAUUCGAUUUUACUACUUCUUCCGACUUGGGUACAUUUCACAUAUUCAACUUAAAUUAUUGACAGGUCGGGGGUUUUUAAAUUAUCAAUUUUUUAUAAAUUAUUAAUCUUACCGGCUUGUGGCCCUGCUGGGACGAUGCCCAAAAUGGGGAAAAAAAAUUAUUGACCUAAAGUAAAAUGCUAGUUUUAAGGGCAUUUCAUUGUUGCACAAGUCUCAGUGUGUUGCGUAUUCGAAGUUUUUCAACUUUAUCCACGAAUACAAAAAAAAUAAGUAAAAAUCGAAUUCAGGCAUGGCAAAUACAUGCCUACGGUAAUUUAGAUGAAUUGACUUUAUCAAACAUCCGUAUGCCCAUUAUUUCAAAACCUUCACAAGUCAUAGUGAAAGUUGAAGCUUCUAGCGUUAAUCCAAUUGAUGUUGCUAUGAUCAAUGGUUAUGGUGUCAAGUUGAUGAAUCUUAUGAGAAGAAUAAGAAAAUUUAAUGAAGAAAUAGAAUUUCCUUUAACAACAGGAAGAGACUUCUCUGGAAUCGUAGUUGCAAAAGGUCAUAGCGUUGGAUCUAAGUUGGAAUUAGGUGAUGAAGUUUGGGGUGUCGUACCUGUAGAACAACAAGGAUGUCAUGCUACUUAUGUUGUUGUUGACAGUGAUCUGGUCAGUCCAAGACCAUCGAAUUUAUCGCACAUUGAAGCUUCAUCUAUUUUAUAUGCUGGGCUUACUGCCUGGUCUUCAUUAUGGGUGACAGGUGGUUUAUGUUGCGAAAAACUUAUGUCCAGAAGAAGUGAUAAAAAAGUACUUGUAUUAGGUGGAUCUGGUGGAGUUGGAACUCUCGCUAUCCAAAUGGCAAAAGCUUGGAAUUUACAGGUUAUUUCUACAUGCAGUACAGACGCAGUAGAUCUAUUAAAAAAAUUGGGAGCUGAUAUCGUGAUUGAUUAUAAACAAAAUGACGCUGAUGAUUUGAUAGUAAAAGAAGGAAUAUAUGACAUCAUCUUAGACUGUUCUAAUCAAGGUGUUGAAAAAAUUGAGUCUAAAAAUUAUCUUUUUAAAACUUAUAUUACUUUGAAUCCGCCUUUACUGAGAAAUUUUGAUGAUUAUGGAUUAAUCGGAGGAACUAUGAAUAAUCUUUUGGACUUAUUUAAACAUAAUAUUCCAAAAAUAAACAGUAAAAGUUGUGUAAAAUGGGGAUUUUUUGCCCCAUCAGCGACUGGAAUCAGAUCUUUACAAAAAUUAGUUGAAAAUCAACAGUUAAGACCAGUCAUUGAAAACGUAUACCAAUUCGAUAAAUUACCUGAAGCAUACAGAAGAGUCGCCGAAGGUCACUUACGAGGUAAAGUAGUGAUUGACAUGACAAGUUAAUGAAAAGUUUGUUAUUGAAACAGAA